AUUCUGUUGGAACUGUUAGAAGAGGGAGGAAGUGAUCGCAACCUAUGCUGUUCUUGCAGAGGCAGAGCAGCAGCAGAGAGGAUCAGGUAAGCCUGGCAGGGCUGCCUGCAGCUUUGGACAACACACUCAUGGUCCCCAGGAGUGGCCUCCAGCAUGCAGCUGGCACCUCCUACGGAUACAAACUGCAGUGCCUCUGGACCCAGGUGAGACAGAUUGCCAGGGAGAGGGACAAGGCAAGGCUCAAUUUGGAGAAGGCAGAGAGACACUGCUUGCAGCUGGGCAGAGAGCUGGAUGAGCAGUACAUUGCUCUUGAGCACACCCAGAGUAAGAUCAGGGAUUUUCAGGCAGAAAUAGAGGCAAAAGAGCUGCUUUUGCAGCAAGCAGUGAGUCACCAGGCGAAGCUGGAAGCUGAUACACGGCUCCUCCAGGGCAAAGAGGCCAACCUGCAGGGGAGACUGAACCAUGUGAUGAACGAGAACACACAGCUACAAAACAAGGUCACAGAGAUGGCUGAGAAACUGUCAGCCUCUGAGGAAAUGGUGUUGGAGCUGCAAAAAGAACUCAGCCACAUUGUGAAGGAUAAGCUGGAGCAGGGGGAGGCCCACAGCCCAGAGUCCCUGAAGCAGAGUGAGCGCUUUGCUGAAAUUAUCCUGGAGUACGAGCGGCAGUGCCAGAGAAUCAAGGUGCUGUACAAUCAGAACGGAGCACUGCGAAGGGAGCGGCAAAGGCUGCACCUGCAGCUGCAGGAGAGCAGAGCUGAGGGAGGGCUGCCAGCAGCAGAAAUGUCACUCCCAGUGGAGCAGCUCCAAAAGCAGCUGCAGGACCUGAAGGUGCAGCUGGAAACCAAGGAAAGCUUCAAGGCUGAGAUGUGCAAGAUGGAAGGCCAGGAAAGAGAUCUUGAAGAAACAGUUGCAAACGUUGCAAACCUGGGCUAUAAUAAUAAUAGCCUGAAAGAGCAAAAAUGGGAAUGGAGCCUGGAGCUGGAGGAGAGGUUUGAGAUGGAGCAGACUAUAGUGGGACAGCAGCACACGGAAGACAUUUGUCAUCCAGGGCAGUAGCUGGACUAAGGCAGAGAAGAAAUAAAGAUGCAGUGCAGGGACAAACUGAGCCUGAGGGAAAACAGGAGUGAGUUGGGUAGAGAGAAGGUGGAGGAGCUGGCUGAAAUAAGUGAGAAGGGCAAAGAGGAGCUCUCUCACCUGGAUGCCAAGAUGCAUCAGCUGGGCUGUGAACCCCCUGAGUACAAGGCUGGUCACAGUGAUGGCCUUGGCACUGCCCAGCUGCAGAGCCAGAGGCUUCUGGAGGCUGUGUGGCUACGAGGAGCAGAGAUUGCUGCAAGGCUGGAUCACCACCAGAGGCAUGCAGCAUGUUCGAUGGAGAUGGAGCUGCUCCAACAGCAGCUCCACGCCUCGCAGGAAAAGCUGUAACCAGCUGUCAACCUUUCUGUUAAAGCUUUUGGAAGCCUGGCCCAGGCACAGCACACUCUGCAGCUGCAGCAGGCCAAGGCCCAGAAAAAAAUGGUGCCAAAGAAGCAGUUUGAGCAGCUGCAAAACACCUUGAGAGAACAGUGCAAGACUCAGCAGCUCCAGGAAAGCCUCCAGCAGCAGGCUGAGCAAACAUGCAGGCAGCUGAUCAGGACCCAGGAGGAACACGAGCAGCUGCUGCAGGCAGCUUUGGAGGAGGCUGAGGGGCUGGAACAGAGUCUGAGGAAUGCUGAAGCUCUGCUGGCAGAGAGGGCAGCUCAACUCAGAGAUGCCCAAGCCCAAGUCUCCAGGAACAAACUACUGAUUGAAGAGCUCCGUGGAGAGAACAGGAGGUUUGCAAUGGCCCUGCAGGCUGCUGAGCUGAAGCAGAGGAGCAUGGAGGAGAAGAACCAGCUGUUGGAGGAACAAGCCUCAGCUCUGAAGCAUCUUAUUGGAAAAAUCACACCAGCAUCUCUGAGUGGGUGAUGGGACAUCUUCAGUGGCAGCUCCUGGGCCUGGCUGCAGCUGGUCAGGUGCAGAAUGGGAUAUGGAUGGGUUGGGAAAUCAGCCUUGUCCUUUCUGGUCUUGCCAGGAUUUUCCUGUGCAGAAAAUAGCAAAUGGGGAGCCUGGAGUUCUUUGAGGAAACUGGUCCUGUGAAUAGCUGAAUUUUCCAACUGAAAGCAGCAGCCUUGGUGCCUUUCUCAGUGGCAGUGUGCUGUUAUGUCAUGUCUGUCUCAGGGCAGCCAUCUCACAGGAUUUUCUUUGGCAGUGUUUGGUGGUGAUGCAGGUGCUCCCUCUCUGCAGACGGUUGAUGUUGGAGCCACAUUUACAUACUGAAAGCCAGGGCAGAAGGGCUUGCAGGUUGCCUGGCUUGCUCUGAGCAGGAAAGCUGAGUAGUUGCAUUAAAAUGUUUGUAAUGUUACAGCACCUCCUGCUA
Molecule: messenger RNA, 2397 nt
Organism: Sturnus vulgaris (Common starling)
Lineage: Eukaryota; Metazoa; Chordata; Aves; Passeriformes; Sturnidae
Source: RefSeq, a predicted model, not a curated record